Molecule: messenger RNA, 1080 nt
Organism: Auanema sp. JU1783
Lineage: Eukaryota; Metazoa; Nematoda; Chromadorea; Rhabditida; Rhabditidae
Source: the annotation of a GenBank genome assembly
AUGAUAUUCUGCCCCCUACGACUGAUUAUUCUGCUCGUCUGCUCGCUGAUUUUCUUCUCUUCACCCCCAUCAAUAUAUUGUCUUGUAUUGACGCCAAACGAAAAAAUGAUCAUAAAAAAAGGUCUAUUGCAAAAGCUUGGCUUAACGGAAAAGCCUAUUCAAAGUGCACCUGUACUGCCCAUCCCUGAUCAUAUGUGGCAGUUCUACAGAGAUGUAGUUGAUGAAGAAAAUGAUUCCGAUUGGAUCCGCCAUUACUAUCCUACAAAAAUUAUUGAAGAAAAUUCUGGUUUAUUAAUGUCCUAUAAUCUGUCAUUAUCAGUACAACAUGAAAACCAGUUAGAAGCCAUAAGAAAGGCUGAGCUUAAAAUAAAACUGCAAUCUAACAAUCAGCAGCAGACGAGCAGGCAUGUUAACCUGUUUGUUCUUACCAAAAAUGGAGCUAAACACCGAUUACUCGACUCAAGGCCGAUCGAACCCUCGUCAGGGACUGACAAUUCGGAGCAAGUCAGAUAUAUGGACCUGGAUCUGACUGAUGUCUUGUCGACUUCAACUCCAAGCACGUUAGACUUGCUGUUGGAGCUUCCUCCAGAGACAUUUCUCUAUUCCACACCCUCUCACUCCAUAUCUAGCAUUCCGUACUCAAAAACUCAAAGUGCGGCUCUUGUUAUUCAAAGUGAACUUAGAGAUCCAUCUCGAGUUCGACGGAAAAGAACUGCCCGAAAUGGGCGACGAAAAGGACGGAAGCAGCAUCGUGUAGCAAUGGAGAGUGGCUUAUGCCAAAAGAGAGAGCUAUACGUGGAUUUUGAAGAAUUAAACUGGCAAGACUGGAUUUUAGCGCCAAAAGGAUAUGAGGCUGGUCAAUGCGUGGGAAACUGUCCAAGCCCAAUGCCUUCUCAUCUUAACGCUACCAAUCAUGCCAUAAUUCAAGCAUUAAUCCAUUCUCUUAAUCCACAGGUUCCACCACCCAGUUGUGUUCCGACGGAAACGAAACCUCUUUCAAUUCUGUAUAUGGACGUAGAAAAUAGGAUCGUAAUAAAAACUUAUCAAGGUAUGCGGGUCGAAGCUUGCGGGUGUGGUUAA